UGGACAUUCCAUUCAACUGCCCGUGGUGGGCAUUCCAGUCCACUGACCAUGCCUAGUUUGUGUGACUGACUUUCACCAGGUAGAACAAUCAACAAGGUCACCAUAAAAUUUUGACCAACACCAGGCCAGUAAAGUGACCACUGAAAACAAUUUCCACAUUUGUGAUCAAUGGACCCACGUUUAAGGAGAAGAAUUCCUUUGGUCUACCAAAAUGGUUUGAGUUUCAGUCUCUAAUUUCUUCCUUCUCAGAUACUCUGAUCUCCACCCAAAGGACACUAUUUGGUGAGAUGAAGCCAGUUUGUUGGUCAGCAGGAGCUCAGAAGCAAGAAAAUGUCCCAGUGGUAGAAGACAGCACCAUCUUCCUCAGCAGCAGCCCAUCGCUGGAAGUUUCCAGAGCGCUGUGCCAAUCGAGUGGCAGAGGGACUUUCAUUUAGAGACACUAAUGUGAGCCUUAUGUGAGAAAAUCGCAAACCUGUUUCUUGGAUUUGUUAGCCUUACUGUUUCUGAUACUUAGGUGCUGUCUCUUAGAGACCCUGAAACAGCCAAGACAUGGCUGAGGACUUGGAGGAAUCUGCAGGGAUUUUGGGUGAUAUUAACCUCACUCUUGGCAUGCUGAACAAGGAAGAUAAUAUUAGCAAGGAAGACAUUUAUGGUCAUCUCACUUCCGUUAUUCAGAAUACUGACAUCUUGGAUGAUGCAAUUGUCCAAAGGUUGAUUUAUUAUGCUUCUAAGGACAUGAGAGAUGACAAUAUCCUCAGAGAAAUCAGAAUGCUAGCUGGGGAGGUGUUGGUGUCUCUUGCCGCACAUGACUUCAACUCUGUGAUGUAUGAAGUACAAAGUAACUUCAGGAUUCUGGAGCUACCAAACGAGUUUGUUGUGCUUGCCCUGGCUGAACUGGCAACCAGCUAUGUGUCCCAGAGCAUUCCCUUCAUGAUGAUGACCCUGCUCACCAUGCAAACCAUGCUCAGGCUGACUGAGGAGGAGAGGAUGAAAGGAGCUUUCUGCAUUGCCCUAGAGAAGUUCAGCAGAGCCAUUUACAAGUAUGUCAACCACUGGAGAGAUUUCCCCUAUCCCAGAUUGGAUGCCAACCGCCUCUCUGACAAGAUCUUCAUGCUGUUCCGGUAUAUCAUGGACAAAUGGGCCUCCACGACCUCGCCCACGCAAGUGAAGCAGCCAGAAUCACUAAAGAAAACGGGUAACCACUGGAAGGAUAGUGGUAUGUUCUCCUCACAACACACCAUCAUUUGCCUUCCACACCCUGUGCUGCCCCCCUGCAGGCAAGCUCCAACUAACCUUAGAGAGCUUUUGUUCCAGAGUCUAAAGCAGAUCCUGACCGCAGCAGUCCUUUACAAUGUCAGCCUUCCGAAGGCCUUGAAGAAGGCUAUCUUCAUCGGUUUACUCCACCAGGUGUGCAGAGUUCCAGAGCCUCCAGAAAAAGAAAACGAAAUCGAAGCGUCAAACUGUUUCCUCAUUCUAGCCCAUUCAAGCCCUGCAGACCUGGUGGAUUUUUUUGAUGAACAAAUGAGAAAUAAUAAUGAAGCCAUUCGAACAGGAAUCUUGACUUUGUUAAGAUCGGCUAUCAGUGCUGAGGAGCCCAAGUUGAGGGAUCAUAUCACUUCAAUUGAAAAAGCAGUCAAAGUCGUCAUGGGUGACCUCAGUAUUAAAGUGAGGAACUCCACCCUCCUCCUCAUCCAAACCAUGUGUGAAAAAUGCUACAUUGAAGCCCGGGAAGGCUGGCCACUGAUCGACUACAUCUUCACCCAGUUUUCAGUGUCCAGCAAGAAUCCGGAGAAACCAAUAAAACCUAACUCCCAGGAGACUGAAAAGGGAGAGACAUCUAUCCGAGAAAUAAGCCUGGAGGUCUUAAAAACCCUGGACCCACUGGUCAUUGGAAUGCCUCAGGUGCUGUGGCCCAGAAUCCUGACUUUCGUGGUACCUGCGGAAUAUACGGGAACGCUGGAAUACCUGUUUAAUAUCAUCAGGAUUCUGUUUAUGGCAGAGGAAAGAAAGAAGAAGAAUGCCAAAGAGUCAACAGCACUUGUCAUCUCUACAGGAGUUGUGAAACUUCCUUCACCGCAACAGCUACUGGCCAGACUUCUGGUAAUAUCUAUGCUCGCUAGUGUGGGGAAAUUGCUUGGGGCUGGUGCAAUAGGACUUUUGAAGAUAUUGCCUGAGAUAAUUCACCCAAAUUUAGUAGAGUUGUGGAAAACACGCAUACCUGAACUUCUACAGCCUUUGGAAGGAAAGAAUACUAGUAUCGUGCUGUGGGAGACCAUGCUGCUUCAGUUGCUCAAAGAAUCGUUAUGGAAGAUCAAUGAUGUAGCCUGGACCAUUCAACUGAGUCGGGAUUUCAACCAGCAAAUGAAUAGUUACAGCAACACCUCUGUCGAGAAGAAGUUUCUUUGGAAAGCCUUGGGAACCACCUUAGCAUCCUGCCAAGAUGUGGACUUUGUAAGCUCACAGAUUAAGGAAUUUCUGGCUGCUCCCCACCUCCUGGGGGACCAACGCCAGGGAAUAACAUCUGUCUUAGGAUACUGUGCUGAGAAACACUUUGAAGUUGUCUUAAAAGUUCUUAAAACAUUCCAAGAUCGGGAAAAGUUUUUCAUGAAUCGAUGUAAGGGUAUUUUCUCUGGGAAAAAGAGCCUGAGCAAAACAGAUGUCAUGGUAAUCUAUGGAGCCGUAGCCCUCCAUGCACCCAAGAGUCAACUCCUAACCAGGCUUGAUCAGGACAUUGUAUCCCAAGUCCUGUUUCUCUACGGCCAGUGCUCUCGGGUUCUGGGCAUGUCUGUGGUGAACAAGGACAUGGAUCUGCAGAUGAGUUUUACCAGAAGUAUCACAGAGAUUGGUAUUGCUGUCCAGGAUGCUGAGGAUGAGAAGUUCAAGUUCUCCUACAAGGAGGUGCUGCUGGGUUACAUGCUGGACUUCAUCAGGGAUGAGCCUCUGGAUUCCUUGGCCAGCCCUAUUCGGUGGAAAGCCUUAAUCGCCAUCAGAUACCUCAGUAAACUGAAACCUCAACUCUCGCUGAAUGAACAUCUUAAUAUUCUUGAGGAGAAUAUUCGAAGGCUGCUGCCCCUUCCACCUCUGGAAAAACUCAAAAAUGAGGGUGAGACGGACAAAGACAAGGAGCACAUCCAAUUUCUCUACGAACGAUCCAUGGAUGCUCUCGGAAAGCUGCUGAAGACCAUGAUGUGGGAUAGCAUGAAAGCAGAGGACUGCCAAGAAAUGUUUAAUCUUCUCCGAAUGUGGCUUGUCUCACAAAAAGACUGGGAAAGAGAGAGAGCCUUCCAGAUCACCUCGAAAGUGCUGACAAAUGAUGUCAAGGCACCAGAGAAUUUUAAGAUCGGCUCACUCCUCGGCCUCCUGGCUCCUCACUCCUGUGACACCCUGCCCUCCAUCCGCCAGGCUGCUGCUAGUUCGGCUGUUGGUCUGUUCUGUAUAAAAGGUGUUCACCUGGAAGUAGAAAGACUACAGGAUUUGCAGGAAGGGCUGCAAUGUGAUGAUGUGCAGGUCCAGAUCAAGAUUUCCUCCAAAAUAGCAAAGAUUGUCAGUAAACUCAUCCCCAGUGAAGAAGUGCUCAUGUUCCUGGAGGAAACCCUGGAUGGUCUGGAGAGCCUCAACCCCUCAUGUACAAAGGCCUGUGGCGUCUGGAUGAUCACCGCCCUGAAGGAACAGGGAGCUACUUUGGAAGACCAGCUGUUGGAGAUCUUGGGCAUAAUUUACCAUCACAUGCCGGUCCUCAGACAAAAGGAGGACAGUUUUCAAUUUAUGCUGGAAGCCGUCUCUCAGAUUGCCAGCUUUCACAUGGACGCAGUGGUUGCCAACCUUUUACAGAAGCCUCUGCCCUUUGACAGGGACACAAAGACACUGUGGAAAUCUCUGGCUGAGAACUCAGCUUCCAGUGGCAAACUCUUGCGAGCCUUAGUCGACAAACUGGAGAACGAGCUAGAAGAUGACCUAGCUGGGAUAGAGGCGAUAUCUGUGGCCUGUGCCAUGUAUGAAGUGGUGUCCACGGGCACCCCUGUCGGGAGUCUGUACCCGGAGCUGUUCGCGCUUCUCCUGAAGCUGGUCAGCUGCACGCUCGGUCAGAAGAUGCCCACCUCCGCCCUCAGCCGCCGGCGGCGGGUGAUGCCGCAGGGCGAGCAGCAGCAGAUAGCUGACCCCUGCAGGCUCUCAACUACAGCUCUGAAGUGUGUGCAGGCCCAGGCCAUGAGAGAAGGGCUGACCAAAGAAUCUGAUGAGGGAGACAACGUGUGGAGCCUCCUCAGCAGCCCCAAUACCCACCACAUAGGAGUCUGUGCACUGGCCAGGAGCAUGGCCGUGUGGCAACAUGGAAUCAUACUGAACAUCACAGAACAACUCCUCCCAUCCCUGACCUCCUCCUCGGAGAACUACCGGAUAACGGGCACCACUUUCUUCUCUGAGCUCAUGAAGGAGCCAAUCCUUUGGAAGCAUGGGAAUCUACGCGAUGUGCUUGUUCUGAUGGAUCAGAGCGCCUGGGACUCCAACCCCAUCCUGAGGCAAAUGGCCAUCCGGGGUCUCGGGAAUACAGCUUCUGGAGCCCCUCACAAGGUGAAGAAGCACAAGCAGAUAAUGCUAGAAUCUGUCAUCAGAGGCCUCUAUCACUUGGCCCGCACUGAGGUCGUCUGUGAAAGCUUGAAGGCUCUAAAAAAGAUUCUGGAGCUGCUCACAGACAGAGAUGUGAGCUUCUACUUCAAAGAAAUAGUGCUGCAAACAAGAACCUUCUUUGAAGAUGAGCAGGAUGAUGUGAGGCUGACUGCCAUCCUCUUAUUUGAGAAUCUGGCAUCCCUAACAGGAAGAAGGUGGAAGAUUUUUUUUGCUGAAGAAAUAAAAAAGAGCAUGAUUUCAUUCCUUCUCCACCUCUGGGACCCCAAUCCCAAGAUUGGAACUGCUUGCCGUGAUGUCCUGAUCAUCUGCAUUCCUUUUCUGGGCCUCCAGGAACUCUAUGGGGUAUUAGACCAUCUCUUGGAUGGUCAGGAUCUUCCAAGGGCCAGGGAUUUUUACAGGCAGUUCUGCAUGAAGCUGUCAAAGAGAAACCAAGAAAUCCUAUGGAUCCUCCACACACACUCAUUCACCUUCUUCAGCAGCAGCUGGGAGACCAUCAGGAGUGCAGCCAUCAAACUCACAGAUGCCAUUGUUCUCAAUUUGACCUACCAAUAUGUGGAGCUAAUAGACAGAGAACAACUGACCACACGGCUCCAAGCACUUCGACAGGACCCCUGUAUCAGUGUCCAGAGAGCAGCCGAAGCUGCCACGCAGACCCUCCUAAGAAAGUGUAAAGAGAUAAGUGUCCAUCUGUAAACCAUCAGGAAAUAAACUGCUAGGCUUUUUCUAUAA
Molecule: messenger RNA, 5355 nt
Organism: Odocoileus virginianus texanus
Lineage: Eukaryota; Metazoa; Chordata; Mammalia; Artiodactyla; Cervidae
Source: RefSeq, a predicted model, not a curated record